GGCCAUGUCUUCCUAAUCCCUGCCAUAAUGGUGGAACAUGUGAAAUCAGUGAAGCCUACAGAGGAGACACAUUCAUAGGCUACAGCUGCAAAUGUCCUGCUGGAUUUAAUGGAAUACACUGCCAGCACAAUGUGAAUGAGUGUGAAGCUGAACCCUGCAAGAAUGAUGGUAUUUGUACAGAUCUGGUAGCUAACUAUUCCUGUGAGUGCCCAGGUGAAUUCAUGGGAAGAAAUUGCCAAUAUAAAUGCUCUGGACCAUUGGGAAUGGAAGGAGGAAUUAUUUCUAACCAACAGAUUACUGCAUCAUCUACCCAUCGGGCUCUUUUUGGGCUCCAGAAAUGGUAUCCUUACUAUGCACGACUUAACAAGAAAGGGCUUAUAAAUGCAUGGACUGCAGCAGAAAAUGACAGAUGGCCAUGGAUUCAGAUAAAUCUACAACGAAAAAUGAGAAUCACUGGAGUUAUCACACAAGGUGCAAAGAGAAUUGGAAGCCCAGAAUACAUUAAAUCAUACAAAAUUGCAUAUAGCAAUGAUGGCAAACUAUGGACCACAUAUAAAGUGAAAGGUACCACUGAAGAUAUGGUGUUCCAUGGAAAUGUGGAUAAUAAUACACCUUAUGCAAAUUCUUUCACCCCGCCAAUAAAAUCUCAGUAUCUACGAUUGUAUCCUCAAGUCUGUAGAAGGCAUUGUACUUUGAGAAUGGAACUUCUUGGCUGUGAAUUGUCAGGUUGUUCUGAACCUUUGGGAAUGAAAUCGGGACAUAUUCAGGAUUAUCAGAUCACUGCUUCCAGUAUCUUCAGAACACUCAAUAUGGAUAUGUUCACAUGGGAACCCAGGAAAGCUCGACUAGACAAACAAGGCAAAGUUAAUGCCUGGACAUCAGGGCACAGUGACCAGUCUCAGUGGCUACAGAUUGAUCUUCUUGUCCCUACAAAAGUCACUGGCAUUAUUACUCAAGGAGCUAAAGAUUUUGGUCACGUUCAGUUUGUGGGGUCCUAUAAACUCGCCUAUAGCAAUGAUGGAGAAUACUGGACCAUAUAUCAGGAUGAAAAGCAAAAAAAAGAUAAGGUUUUCCAGGGAAACUUUGACAAUGAUACUCACAGAAAGAACGUUAUUGAUCCUCCAAUCUAUGCACGGCACAUAAGGAUCCUCCCCUGGUCGUGGUAUGGCAGAAUCACUUUACGGUCAGAGUUUUUGGGCUGUACAGAAGAGGACUGA
Messenger RNA from Protobothrops mucrosquamatus (brown spotted pit viper), 1217 nucleotides. RefSeq names its product EGF like repeats and discoidin domains 3 (gene EDIL3). The record is from RefSeq and is a predicted model, not a curated record. The annotation marks the transcript as partial. Gene Ontology annotation, molecular function: calcium ion binding. The transcript is spliced from 8 exons. NCBI's taxonomy places the organism in Eukaryota, Metazoa, Chordata, Lepidosauria, Squamata, Viperidae.